Molecule: messenger RNA, 894 nt
Organism: Aspergillus brunneoviolaceus CBS 621.78
Lineage: Eukaryota; Fungi; Ascomycota; Eurotiomycetes; Eurotiales; Aspergillaceae
Product: DUF1917 domain-containing protein
Exons: 2
Source: RefSeq, a predicted model, not a curated record
GACGACGAAGAGGUCAAGCGGUUAGAACAUCUGGUUACGAGUUACGAUACCGGCUACUACUGGAACAGGAUCCAUCCGUACUCGCUGAACACUAUUCGCCGGAGGGCGUUGAGCGCGAGGCGGAAGGCACACGAAGAAACACAAGCAAGCGAGAACGCAGCCGAGAUGGACUGCGACGAGGCGGACGGCGACACGAUCAUGACGGAUGUCUCUGCCUCCUCGGAGCGCAGCCGCGUGAGACGCACAGCCUCGAGCGUAGCAGCUACGGGGCUGACACCAUCCAGUACCCCCGCUGAUGCGGUCGGGCCGUGGAUCUAUGUCGCAGCACCUCAGCAGUCCAAAAGACCGCAGCAGGCGGAUAUCGCGAGGCUCGUGGCGGAGGGGACGAGGGCACUGCAUCGGUUCGAGAAUGACAGGGCCGCGUUGCAGGUGCAGCGGGACAGGGCCCCGGCGGGUUCGAAGCAGGCGGCAACGCGGGCGCUGCACCGUCGGCGGCAGGAGUUGGAGAGCGAGCUGUUCGUGCUGGCGAGGCAGACGGGCGUCGUGUCCGGGAAGUGGAUGCUGUUUAUCACGGCGGAUCGGGUCGAUGAGUAUUGGACAGUGGUGGCCGAGGCGACCGUGCGCGGAGAGCUGGGAUUCGGAGCCAAGGUAGCAACGGAUGAUGGGCAGGGGAGGGCGCGACUGAUCGCAAUCUAUACCCACGAUCAUGAGGACCGCGAGGACGUGGCUCGGGUGCUGAGGAGAAUGGUAGAGUUGGAGCUUGUCAAGUCCAAUGAGAAGCCCAUAUACUAUAAGUGUGAUGCGUUCACCCAUCUGGAGAUCAUGGGGAACAAUCCGUGGGGAUUGAAGGCGAGUCGGUUUUCGAGUCGAGACGUGUUGCGGGGUGAGUGGUGA